This is a messenger RNA of Closterium sp. Yama58-4, 1128 nucleotides long. The record is from the annotation of a GenBank genome assembly. NCBI's taxonomy places the organism in Eukaryota, Viridiplantae, Streptophyta, Zygnematophyceae, Desmidiales, Closteriaceae.
AUGGCGGAAUCUCCCAAGUCCCCGGGCUCUUGGUCACCUUCCCCCAAAAGUCCCGCCUCAGCCAACUCUCAGGGGAAGUUCCUCGGCGUGUUUGGGUCAGGAAACACAGGCGGAUCAGGAGUAUCAGGGGUAUCAGGGGGGAUAGGAGCGAAUGGCAAUGGCAGCAGUGGCGGCAUCAGCAGCAGCGGGAUGGCAGCUGGAGACACGGGAGGAGGAGUAGUGGGAGGAGGAGUGGUGGGAGGGGAGGGCGAUGGUGUACCAAUGGGACCUCAUGUGCACCAUCACGUGACGCCUGAUGGACGGGUAGUGGCAUACGAGACAGUGCAGGACCGUUUAAUGAACGUCUUUGGCAAAGCCGCAGGCUACAUCUGGUCCUUCUCACACACCGUUGCGCACGUCGACGUCGUGCGUCCCAUCACCACCUCCCAUCGCCGCCGCCGCUACUACGAUAACGAUGACGAUGGGAGGGGGCCGGGCCGCUUGAGCAGAAGCUACUUUGGCGCGAGGGAUAGCUCUCCUGUGUGGCGGGCGCGGAGGCAGGGCGGGAGGGGGAGGAGGCGGGAUGAGGACGAGGAGGGGGGGUUGAUCCAGGGAAUUAAUCAUGGGUUGUAUGGGGAGGGGGCGAGGCUGAAGCUGAUGCAGAUCUGGGACUUUCCGGAUAAGGAGACUGGGAAGCCCAGGCUUCCGUACGGGCUCAGCUUUGGAGUCGGUGCUAAUUACGAGGUGAAUGGGAGCCGCCUGGAGCCAAAGCUGAGGAUCCGAACCCCCAACGUGGCCCUGCACCUGCUUCCCGAACCUGACAUUGAGCUUCGGUGGAAGUGGAGGCUCGGCACCACCAACGUCGCCCUUGAUGUUCGCUACACCCUGCCUCUGCGUUCUUUUGAUCGUUUCUGGGACCGAGCAGCUGGAGUCGGGCUGUCGGUGAACCUCUUUAACCCCAUCGGCACGGGAUUUCAUCUAUCUCCUGGUGGUUUGGAGUUUGACGAGCAGGUGGUUAAGUUAGGCAAGCACACGAAGCUCCGCCUAGCUGCAACGUUCAUGUUUCCAAAACACCUGCCUCUGGAGGAAGACGAAGAUCCAAUCCGGGUGCGCGUCAACCGCUUAGGAAUCAAAACGCGGCUAGCUUGA